GGUGCGGGGCGGUGCGGGGCCGUGGGAGAACCAUGGGGGCCCCCGGGCUGGAGCGGCACCGGCUGGCGCUGCUGGCGGCACGGGAGGACGUGGGCAACCCGCGGGCGGCCACCAACUGGGCCGUGUUCGCCUACGAGAAGCACCAUGACCUCAGGCUGCUGGACUCGGGAGCCGGCGGUGUGGACGAGCUGGCGGCGAAGUUCUGUGCCAGCAGCAUCAUGUACGGGCUGUGCCGAGUGCGGGACCCCGGCAGCGGAGCCCCCCGCGUCGUCCUCAUCAGCUGGGUCGGGGAGGAGGUGCCCGAGUCCCAGCGCCAGGCGUGCGCCGGACACCUGCCGGCCAUCAGAGCCUUCUUCAAGGAGGCCACCGCCGUGCUGAGCGCCCGUCGCGCCGAGGAGGUGACGCAGGAGGGGCUGAGCCGCGUGCUGGCACAGCUGGCCCCCGCCGCAGCCCCGAGCAGCAGGAGGACCCCCCCGGCAGACGGCGAGGAGUUGGUGGGCACCAACUACCGUAAGACCAACCCGGCGUUGGAGAUCCGCCGCACCAAACGGGACUCCUUCUGGGCGCAGGCGGAGCGCGAGGAGGAGCAGCGGAAGGAGGAGGAGCGGCGCCGGGCGCUGGAGGAGCGCAGGAGAUGGGAGAGGGAGCGCAUGGAGGAGGAGCGCAGGGACGCGGCGGAGCGCGAGCGGCGCUGCAGGGAGAAGGAGCAGCUCAUCGAGGAACAGCGGAAGGAGCAGGCGCGGAUAGAGGCGGAGGAGCGCAGGAAGGAGCAGCAGCGAUGGGAGCAGCAGCAGCGUGAGCACGAGGCGGCAAUGCGGGAUCGCUUCCGGCGCAGCGAAUCCAUUGAGAAGGCGGCGGAGGCGGCCGUGCUGGUGGCUCAGCGGACGCAGAACCCGCGGGACUUCUUCCGGCAGCGGGAACGCGCGGGAUCCACCUCGGGCAGCACCUCGGGCACCGCGCUGCCCGCCGGCCCGCUGGGCACACGGCCCGGCGCCCGCCGCCCCUUCCUGCGGUACCAGCGCAGCCUGACCGAGUCCGCCUUCAUCUUCCGCCGCCCGGAGACUCCCGCUUCGCCCACCGCCCCCGAUCCCGGUGCCUUCCAGGCUGCGGCUCCCCCCAGCCCCCGCCGACCCCCGGGGACUCCCACCGGCCCGGCCGGGGUUGGGCCUCCCCAUGCCGGUAGCCCCGUAGGGACGUGGCGCCCACCCUGUGCCGCCUUGGGGAGCCCCCCGAGACCCCCGGGGGCCGGCACUCCGUCUCCCAUCAGCCCCCCCGGGCCCCCUGCCAGCCCCUCCCGGCUGCAGAGCCCCCCCGGCCCUCCUGGAUCGGGGCCCUCAGACGGCACUCGCAGAGCGGAGCCUCUGCCC
Molecule: messenger RNA, 1367 nt
Organism: Centrocercus urophasianus (Greater sage-grouse)
Lineage: Eukaryota; Metazoa; Chordata; Aves; Galliformes; Phasianidae
Product: drebrin-like
Exons: 11
Biological process (GO): postsynaptic actin cytoskeleton organization; regulation of actin filament polymerization; neuron projection morphogenesis
Cellular component (GO): site of polarized growth; postsynaptic membrane; actin filament
Molecular function (GO): actin filament binding
Source: RefSeq, a predicted model, not a curated record